GAGAAAUCAAAAAAAUCGACGCAUUCUGACACGGUCUAUCAUUUUAAUAAUUAUAUCAAAAAAAAUUUUAAAAUUAAAUAAAUAUUCGAACAUAAAAAUGAAACAAUCAUCGGUGUUAUUUGUCUUCAUGGUAGCUACACUUCUGAAAAUACUGCACACAGAAGCACAUUUCAAACCUAGACACAUGGACACAUCGUUGUCAUCGCCGUUAGGAUUCCAGCAAAUGUCCGCUCUAUCAACAAUCGGUCAGACCGACUUAAAGACUUCUCUAGCAAUACAAAAAACAAUAGCUUUUAUGACAAUUCUGUCGUCACACCCGAAGUUACUAUGUGUUGUCCCGCCGUUUUUAAUAGUCGACUUUCUCACACAACUGUCUUGCAACCCGGCGAUACUUAACGCCAUACCGCACAACAUGUUAACGGGAUUCAUGACUUCGUUGACGACCGUCCCGACACUCACAAAUUCCAUACCUCCAUCGGUGUUUGUAUCGAUCAGCGACUCACUAUCGAUUGGGACGUCCGGUACUACCGCCACGGGACCGGCCGAAUCGCCAAGACCUGAACUCAUCCCGACUACUUUGCCAGGCACAUCGGUAAGUGCUGAAGUUACCGCCGUCCUGACGCCGUCCGCCCCAUCUUCGGGACCAGUACCGACCGUGCCGGAUAUCUCAGUCACGAAAGACGUUGCCGCUUCUAUAUCGCCGGCUGUUCCGUCGUCGGGACCAGCACCUAACUUGCCGGGUAUCUCAGUCACGAAAGACGUUGCCGCUUCUAUAUCGCCGGCUGUUCCGUCGUCAGGACCAGCACCUAACUUGCCGGGUAUCUCAGUUACGAAAGACGUUGCCGCAUCUAUAUCGCCGGCUGUUCCGUCGUCGGGUCCAGCACCUAACUUGCCGGUUAUCUCAGUCACGAAAGACGUUGCCGCUUCUAUUUCACCUCCACCCGCAGCCCCUGUCUUACCGGCAGAUUUACCCACGACCGACGGAAUACCGCCAAACGCAUAUCCGCCUGCAGUGCCUUUAGUGCCAGGCGAACCAUCGGUACCAUGUAUAGAAGUGCCCGCCAUUGGAUCGGGGACCAUUGGAUCACUACCAGGGUUACCGCCGAUGCCAACUCCUUCAUUGUCACCGCUGUCAAUCCUGUCAUCGCUGUUUAAUAAAGGAUCAGGUAAUAGCCUGUUAGAAGCGAAGAUAGAAGCUAUACUUAAACUUUUUGCGAGUGGCAACUUAAACUUAAAGUUACCACAACUGCAUUUACCUGAAGUAGGUAGUAAAGUAUCCAAGAAACCGAUAAUACCUGUUAAGCCACAUCCUUCCCAGGUGUUUAUCCUUUUACCCGCCCCGCAGCUAGGUAAACCGGAAAUGUCAUCCGCACUGGCGACCAAACUAUAUUAUAAACCAGGAUCAGUAAACCAGAUCCUUGAUUUUAUUCAUCAACGUCUAUUCACGACUCCUCAAAAACUCGCCUUGCCAAAAAUUAACUUGCCAAAACUUAACUUACAAAAACUUAGCUUACCAAAGCCAACUCUUCAAUUCCCGGCGGUGUCCGCGCAGUCCAGCCCUAUCAAAUGUCUACCCAUCUUCUCCAAAGUUCCUUGUUAAUAAAUUGUGUAAUAUAAAAUAGCCCGGUUAUUUUCCCGAAAACACACAUCUCCAUUUUUAUUGUAUUUACUAAUUUUUUGUACUGUAUAAUUAUAUUAUUGUACUUAUAAUUUAUUUACAAAUUAAUUAUUAUUGCUAUUUAUUUAUUUAUUUUGCAUCGUUUAUAUUAUGUACUUAUAAUUUAGACCGUUGUGAUAAUAAUAUUAUACAUACGUAUAUAUAUAUAUAUAUAAGUAGGUAGGUAUAUACAUUAUAAAACGAAUAAAUACCAGUUAUUAAUAUGUGUCUAUAAUAAUCAGAAGUUUUGUUACAAUAAAAAAAAAA
Messenger RNA from Metopolophium dirhodum (rose-grain aphid), 1924 nucleotides. RefSeq names its product helicase SRCAP-like. The transcript is spliced from 2 exons. The coding region runs from base 98 to 1600 and encodes 500 amino acids. Lineage: Eukaryota; Metazoa; Arthropoda; Insecta; Hemiptera; Aphididae. The record is from RefSeq and is a predicted model, not a curated record.